AUGGAAGCGGCAAGAGCAGUGGCCACGGAUCUGAGCAACACGACUGUACUUAGAACCGUGGCGUCAUCAGCAUCGUCCAUAAUUGGUGCGGCGGCAGCAGCAGUGGCCGAGGCACAGCCGUCAGCCUCCACAUCCAGCUCCUCAUCAUUCUUAUUGCUGGAGCUGCCGUUCCGCCAAUUGAUCCGACUACAGCCACCACCUGCAUUUAUAGCCAGUACUAGGCGGAUGGCCGCUCAUUUGGAUGUCACUACAGUUGCAGCCAUCGUUGGCUUCGUCUUUGUUUUUUGUCUUUAUCUGAUACACAUCAUUGCACUGUCGUACUCAAAGUACCGGUUACAUCACCAAGUCAAUCCUAAUUCUUCACUACCCGGAGUUUCAGUGAUAAAACCCAUAGUUGGAACAGACAAAAAUCUUUAUCAAAACCUCGAAUCAUUCUUCACAACUCAAUAUCAUAAAUUCGAACUCCUGUUUUGCUUCCAUUCUAGUAAUGAUGAGGCUGUAGAUGUUGUGAGAAGUCUUAUGAACAAAUAUCCAGACAUCGACGCCAAAAUGUUCUUCAAAGGAGAGAACGUUGGUCUGAAUCCUAAAAUUAACAACAUGAUGCCAGCAUAUCGAGCUGCUCGCUACCCGCUAGUUUUAGUCAGCGACAGUGGAAUUUUCAUGCGCCCAGAUGGAGUUCUCGAUAUGGCAACUACCAUGAUGAGUCAUGAGAAGAUGGCGUUGGUGACACAAGCCCCGUAUUGCAAGGAUCGAGAUAGUUUCGAUGCUGCAUUUGAGCAACUUUACUUUGGAACGUCUCACGGAAGGAUUUAUCUUGCUGGAAACUGCAUGGACUUUGUUUGCUCUACGGGAAUGUCAUCAAUGAUGAAAAAGGAGGCUUUAGAUGAGUGCGGUGGAAUCGCUAACUUUGGAGGAUAUCUCGCUGAAGACUAUUUCUUUGGAAGAGAAUUAGCUAACCGUGGAUAUAAGUCAGCAAUUUCCACACAUCCUGCUCUACAAAACUCAUCUUCUGUCUCGAUUUCAUCGUUCCUCGAUAGGAUAUGCAGAUGGGUCAAGCUCAGAAUUGCCAUGCUCCCACAUAUAAUACUUGUCGAGCCGCUACAGGAUUGCUUCCCGUCUGGUCUUAUUAUGGCAUUUAGUCUCAAAUAUUUGCUUGGUUUCAAUGUGACAACCACUCUGAUACUCCAUACCAUUUACUGGAUUAGUAUGGACUACUCACUAAUGACCAGUAUGCAGAACGGAAGUCUAGGAUUCUCAGCCGGAAAAUUCCUGCUCAUCUGGUUGCUCCGAGAGCUCUCCGCGCCACUUGUAUUUAUUAAAGCACUUUUGGAACCAACGAUUCGAUGGAGGAACAAUGUAUUCCAUUUGACAUGGGGUGGUCGGAUUCAGCCACAAAAUAGUUGA
This is a messenger RNA of Caenorhabditis briggsae, 1404 nucleotides long. It is a transcript of the gene Cbr-cgt-3, whose product is annotated as Protein CBR-CGT-3. Gene Ontology annotation, molecular function: ceramide glucosyltransferase activity. NCBI's taxonomy places the organism in Eukaryota, Metazoa, Nematoda, Chromadorea, Rhabditida, Rhabditidae. Gene Ontology annotation, biological process: glucosylceramide biosynthetic process. The record is from RefSeq and is a predicted model, not a curated record. The transcript is spliced from 6 exons. Gene Ontology annotation, cellular component: membrane. Bases 1 to 1404 code for a protein of 467 amino acids.